Messenger RNA from Propithecus coquereli (Coquerel's sifaka), 1043 nucleotides. It is a transcript of the gene DBI, whose product is annotated as diazepam binding inhibitor (GABA receptor modulator, acyl-CoA binding protein). The record is from RefSeq and is a predicted model, not a curated record. Gene Ontology annotation, molecular function: fatty-acyl-CoA binding. The transcript has 4 exons. The coding region runs from base 549 to 815 and encodes 88 amino acids. NCBI's taxonomy places the organism in Eukaryota, Metazoa, Chordata, Mammalia, Primates, Indriidae. Gene Ontology annotation, biological process: fatty acid metabolic process. Gene Ontology annotation, cellular component: mitochondrion.
GGCGCACGGAUUGCGGGGCUGGGAGGCUGAGCCCCACCCGCAGCGACCGGGGACUAGAGGCGUCGAGGCGGCGUGGGGGGCGGGCAGGCCGCGGCUGCGAGCUCGGAGGUCAGGGGGCGGGGGGUGCCGAAUGCCCGGCUGCGGGGAGCGGAGAGGUGACCCAGAGGCCUUUCCUUCCCUCCGCUGUAGACUUCGGUACGGAGCCAUGGGGGCGCGAGAUUCCUCCCGCCCGCCUGUCCCCAAUCCGGGCACGCGGACACAGGUCGGUGCUGACCGCCAGACCCCCGAGGAAGGCCCGCGGGCUUUGGCCGCUGAAAGUGCCACACCCGUGCGCAGUCCCCUUCUCAGCCGUUUUGGCCACGGUUAGCGCUUCAUUGGAAGCCCGGCCAUGCCCUAGUCUGGCCGCGUGGUGGCCAGCAGUUGGCUGCGCUGCCGUUCUACGGAGUGCACGCACCCUGCGGGCAAAGGCUCGCUGCCCCUGUCACCCUGCACCUCCAGCGCCUGGCGCCUGCUGCAGUGACAGCGCCCGAGACGUUGGUGUCAGUUGAAUGAGUGAACAGGCUGAGUUUGAGAAAGCUGCCGAGGAGGUUAAGCACCUCAAGACCAAGCCAGCGGACGAUGAGAUGCUGUUCAUCUACGGCCACUACAAACAAGCGACUGUGGGCGAUGUAAAUACAGAACGGCCUGGGAUGUUGGACUUCAAAGGCAAGGCCAAGUGGGAUGCCUGGAAUGAGCUGAAAGGGACUACCAAGGAGGAUGCCAUGAAAGCUUACAUCAACAAAGUAGAGGAGCUAAAGAAAAAAUAUGGAAUAUAAGAGACUGGAUUUGGCUGCCAACCAUGCAUUUAACCUAACCUGAUACGAUGCCUUGUUUUUUCUAAUACUGUGGGUGAUGUGAAAUAGUGAAAACAGCCAGGUAACCCAGUUCCUCAAGGCUGUUCAGGAUACGGCUCUAACAGAUUAGAGGCUAAAAUGAUUACUGACCUUUCCCAAGUAAUUUUUAUCUGAGAUCAAUUAAAAGUGUAUUUGUUACUUUAAGUCUUU